AUGUCUACCAAAGUUUUUGUUAGUGGAGCCACUGGUUUCAUCGCAAGACAGACCAUCAAAUUACUUUUGUCUAGAGGUUAUAAAGUUGUUGGUUCAGUCAGAUCUUCUGAAAAGGGAGAAAUCUUGAAGAAGUCGUAUGGAGCCUCCUUCUCCUACGAAAUUGUAGAAGUUCUUGAACGAGAUGGUGCUUUUGAUGAAGCCUUGAAGAAGCACCCAGAUGUAACCAUCUUUUUGCAUACAGCUUCUCCCGUGACUCCCUUUUCGACAGAAUUAGAGAAGAAUGUUCUAAUUCCUGCCAUCAGCGGAACCAAGUAUGUGUUGAAGUCAAUUUAUGAAUAUGCCCCUCAGAUAACCAGAGUGGUGGUGACCAGUUCGUGGGCUGCCAUCAUUCCUGUCCCAGAUCGUUUCAACCCUAAGUUUGUCGGCAGCGAAGAUAUUUGGAAUCCAAUUACUUACGAGGAAGCCAAACAGGAUAGCAUUCAUGCUUACUUCGGAUCAAAAACAUUUGCUGAAAAAGCCGCCUGGGAGUUUGUCGAAAAGAACAAACCUAACUUCGAUCUCUCAACUGUCAAUCCAGUGUUUGUCCUUGGUCCUCAGUCAAAGGAUGAAGAAGUGAAGGAUACAUUAAAUGUCACUGCUGAAUUGGUAAACUCUAUUUUAAAAUUGAACCCCAAGGACGAAGUUCCAACUCUUGAAGGAAAUUUUGUAGAUGUGAGAGAUGUAGCUUUAGCCCACGUCUUAGCUUUUGAAAAAGAGGAGGCCAAGGGUCAGAGACUUGUUCUUGUUACUGAAAGAUACAGUGGUCAACUUGUAUUAGAUAUUAUCAGAAAGAACUUCCCGGAACUUGGAGACAAGUUACCAGUUGGAGUGCCAGGAAGUAAAGAUGGUUCCAACUUUGCGGCACCAAACGAUAAGAAGACCAGAAGUAUACUUGGUUUCGAUCGUAUUAACUUAGAGAAGUCGGUAGUAGAUGCAGUUGAGCAGAUUCAGAGAGUGAAGGCAUAA
This is a messenger RNA of Scheffersomyces stipitis CBS 6054, 1005 nucleotides long. It is a transcript of the gene GRP3.2, whose product is annotated as SDR family oxidoreductase. The record is from RefSeq and is a predicted model, not a curated record. Lineage: Eukaryota; Fungi; Ascomycota; Pichiomycetes; Serinales; Debaryomycetaceae. Gene Ontology annotation, molecular function: oxidoreductase activity, acting on the CH-OH group of donors, NAD or NADP as acceptor. The transcript has a single exon. The coding region runs from base 1 to 1005 and encodes 334 amino acids.